AUGGCGUCGGCCUUUGCCUUCCUUGAGACUCCAAACCGCGGCGUGCCUGACCGAAGACAUUCGACUGAGCAUCUUGGAGUGACCUCGACCUCGCUGUCAAGAAAUAGCAGCAGCGCCUCCUUGUCAUCUCGCAAAUCCGAGCCGGGCUGGUUCGGCGCAAUGAACAAUGUGGAUCGAAGCCGUUCCAGCUCUGUCCCCGUACACAACUCCACCAAACCGCCCAGUGGAUUGAGCAAGCUGUUUGGCAGGAAGGAGAAAAAGGAGAAAAAAGAUAUGGAUCACUUCAUCCUCACCUCCCGACAUGCGGCCGCUGUCAAGACUAAAUUGGCGCUGGACCCGAAAUACAAGAACGUGCGCAGAGACUCUGCCCCUGCUGAACGGCUUGCGGGUUCCCAGAACAUCAUGCAUAUUAGUGCAGGGGAACUGGAAAUGAGGCAUCCGCAUUCCGGAUCACCUGCGCUUCAUGCAGCACGGAACAAAACAGACCUACCUGCUCUCACACGCAUCAUCAGCGGCGACGAAGCUGAUGAACCAGAUGAGUGGGAGAAGAUGAGGGAUCAGUGGCGGCAGCGCAAGGUUCCGACACUGGACACGCAGAUCAUUGAAGGUCAAGUGCUAGGCAAUCAAUCUUCAGGACAAUCGACGCCCGCAGAAAAGGGUACGGAGGUCGAAACAUCACCACCACAAGUCACCGAACCACGAGGCAGCAGGACCCUUUCGGCCACUGACGAUGAAUAUCAGCCACGACCAGCGAGGACCCAUACCCCAAUCGGUGGGCGCUGGAAAAAGGAUGAGAAGGGUGUUUGGAAGAGAUGA
This is a messenger RNA of Fonsecaea multimorphosa CBS 102226, 816 nucleotides long. RefSeq lists its product as uncharacterized. The transcript has a single exon. The record is from RefSeq and is a predicted model, not a curated record. Lineage: Eukaryota; Fungi; Ascomycota; Eurotiomycetes; Chaetothyriales; Herpotrichiellaceae. The coding region runs from base 1 to 816 and encodes 271 amino acids.